Messenger RNA from Auanema sp. JU1783, 998 nucleotides. Lineage: Eukaryota; Metazoa; Nematoda; Chromadorea; Rhabditida; Rhabditidae. The record is from the annotation of a GenBank genome assembly.
AUGCCUUCUCCAGGUUUGUGUUGUUUUCAUCGAUCACACGAAAACAGGAACCAUAGUCCAAGCGAACCUGUCAAAGAGGCUGAACGAAGGAACACAUCUCCACAUAACCAAACCGACCAGAGAAGUGGUUACCCAACCGUACCUAUCACAGUUGUUGAACAAAGGAGCAAAUCUCCACCUAGCCAAACCGAGGACAGAGACCAUGGUCCAAGUGUGCCUGUCAAAGAGGCUGAACGAAGGAACACAUCUUCACAUAACCAAACCGACCAGAGAAGUUGUUAUAGAAGCGUACCUAUCACAGUUGGUGAACAAAGGAGCAAAUCUCCAAUUAACCAAACCGAGGCCAGAGACCAUGGUCCAAGUGUGCCUGUCAAAGAGACUGAACGAAGGAACACACCUCCACAUAACCAAACCGACCAGAGAAGUUAUUAUGGAAGCGAACCUGUGAAAGAGGUUAAUCGAAGGAACAGAUCUCCACAUAACCAAACCGACGAGAGAAGUUAUUAUGGAAGAGUACCUGUCAAAGAGGUUAAAAGAAGGAACAGUUCUCCACAUAGCCAAACCCACGAGAGAAAUUAUUAUACAAGCGUACCUGUCAAAGAUGCUGAACAGUACGAUAGAUAUCUACUUCAUAAAACUGAAGGCAGGGAUCAUGAUCAGAGCGGACGUGACAAAAAUUAUGAAAAAAAAUACGAAUUUCUCGUUAAAGGAAUGUCACGCAGAGCUCUGGAGAUGUACAAUAUCAUCAAACAUCGAGGAAGUAGAGAAGAAGAGACUCUCUAUGUGAAAAAGACUAGGAAAGUUAGACCUGAUGCGUUGAUUAAGAAUUUGAACCAAUUUCAAACAGUCUGCAGGUCUUCAACAGUGAAGGAUGGCAUCAGUGAAAUGAUCUGCAAUAUCCAAUUUAUGAAUCCUCGCGGCGAUACUCGAAUGUUUGUUUGUCGCAGUGGUUUGAGAAGUGAAGCAAAGCUCGAAUUCGUAUGCCUCGUAGUACAUAU